AAUUACUUGCUCAGGAGUUUGCAUGCAAGGUCGUUAUCGUUAAAGCGUGUCGCCAUUAUCGGGCUGCACUUGAUGAAUGGUAUGAUGAAAUUUACAUGCGUUGUUAAUAUACUGGAACUAUAAUUCUGGUUGCAGAAGGUUUAAGCUGUCUAUAUAUAUAUAUAUGUAUAUGCGAAACUGUUGUAGUGAUGAAUGACAACCAGUAACUGAGUUGAAUAUAAGACUGUUUAUAGAGGUGGUUUAUACAGGAUGCCACAAUACGACGAAUCACGCGAUGAAGAGGGGAAUCACCUCUUACCCGUACUUGAUAAAUCUUUGCAAAAUGAAAGCUCUAAGAGUCACAAUGCAGACGAAAGAGACGGGAAACAUUUACUAUCAGGAUAUCAAUGUGCUGUGUUGAUCUUUAAGUUCUGUGUUGGCGCUGGUUGGUUUUCUCUGCCUGCUGCUUUUCAAUUUUCAGGUGUUUUGGUUGGUGUAAUUCUAGUUUGUGUUUGUGGGGGUCUUACGAUAUUUGGAAUGCAACGAUUAGUUACAACUUCAUGGGAAGUUGCUCGAAGAAACGGAACUGAAACUGCCUUUUUUGGGGACAUUGGCGCAGCUUGUGGCAAGUUAUUAAACGAAAGAUGGGAACAGAUUGGAAGGUUGGUUGUUGAUAUUUUUCUCUUGAUUGCCUCAUUUUCUAUGGUAUGCGCAAUUAUUCUAUUCGUCGCACACAUUUGGAAACAGGCUUUCAAGGAACAAAAUAUAAUCGAGCUGGAAAUAAUCGUUUGGGUACUCAUUGUUUAUUUUAUCCUUUUACCCACAAUCUUCAUACAAAGACCGGAUUUUCUGGCAUGGUUUUCGUUAAUUGCCAAUAUAUUUGAAGUCAUUACGAUUGUCUCUUUGAUGGUUCACAUAUUUUCAAAAACAUCGAACUUCAAAGUAAACAACACAGUGACAUGGUCAAAGCUGCCGUUAACUGUAGGAAUGGUAUUCUUUGCGUUUGAAAUCGCACCAUUUAUUCUUUCAGUGGAAAAUAAGACGAGAAAACCGAGACAGCUGCCGCUUGUUAUAAAUGUUAUCAUGAUUGGUGUUUCGUGUACGUACGUUUUUGUUGGAAGUAUUGGAUACGUUUCGUGUUUUCCGGAAUGUCAAGAUAGCAUUAUUCUUAAUCUGCCCAAUUUUUGGUUUUAUUCAGUUUGCAAAAUUUUAAUGGGCUUGGCUGGUUGUGCAAGUAUUAUCCUUUCGAGUUAUGUUGCGUAUGAGACUUUCGCGCCCAUAUUGAAAUCUCAAGUUCCAGAACAUCAAUUUCGUCUCAUUUCGCUUAUGUUCAGGACCCUGUUGUUGACAUUUGCAGCUGCUUUUACAGCAAGUAUUCCGCAACUUGGUAAUGUUAUUUCUUUGGCUGGAUCGUUCGUGACAGGAACGAUUGGUUUUCUCCUGCCUGCCGUGGCGCACACUUUACUCCUUUACAAUCAACUAUCAAGAUUUACCAUUAUCACAAACGUUAUAUUCCUAUUGUGUGGACUGUUUGUUCUUUUUGCAGGGGUGUACACCUCUAUAGUAGAGAUUGUUGAAGAUUUUUAGGAGAAUUUAGGUAAACGUCAUACUGCUCAUACACACGUGGGGUAUUCACGAUUUACGCUACGAGCUUUGCUAAAGGCUUAGCUGACAUUGCCAGUGUCCAGCAGAUUUGAACCCCUCUCGUGCAAAACGGACCGCGAAGCCAAAAUUUUUAUAGAAAAUUCCAUUCACACGUACUCAUAAUUGGCAAAUGACAGUCAACAUUAGAAGAUAAUGAUGUCUAUAUAGCCGAGGUGAACAUUUCUGUAUGGCGGAAGUUUUUCAUCUUACCAACUACCAAGGCGGGUUUCAGGCAUGCAGCAGAAACUGUUACGAUUUACCCGUCAAAUCAUUCGCAGAAAUUAUUUAAUUUUAGGACAACUGGACAUGUGCCUAUUUUUUACUUGAAUUUAUUCUCUAAAUUUAAAUUACUUAAAUUAACCAACAAGCUGAUGAUGCUGUUCCAAUGAACAGUAAAAUCAUCUAGCAUUACUA
Dendronephthya gigantea is the source of this 2037-nucleotide messenger RNA. RefSeq names its product proton-coupled amino acid transporter 1-like. The record is from RefSeq and is a predicted model, not a curated record. NCBI's taxonomy places the organism in Eukaryota, Metazoa, Cnidaria, Anthozoa, Malacalcyonacea, Nephtheidae. Gene Ontology annotation, biological process: amino acid transmembrane transport. The transcript has 10 exons. Gene Ontology annotation, molecular function: amino acid transmembrane transporter activity. Gene Ontology annotation, cellular component: vacuolar membrane. The coding region runs from base 250 to 1566 and encodes 438 amino acids.